This is a messenger RNA of Mytilus californianus (California mussel), 4250 nucleotides long. RefSeq lists its product as uncharacterized. The record is from RefSeq and is a predicted model, not a curated record. The coding region runs from base 1 to 3186 and encodes 1061 amino acids. The transcript is spliced from 2 exons. NCBI's taxonomy places the organism in Eukaryota, Metazoa, Mollusca, Bivalvia, Mytilida, Mytilidae.
AUGUUUGUAUUAUUUAUAUUAGCUAGUUACUAUGAGAUUAUCAGUGAACAGAAUGAUGAACCUAGUGAUGCUGAGACCCUCAGUUCUUACUCCUCUGACAGUGCAGGUGAUAUGGAGGAUGGCUCGGAGGAUGGAGACGAUGAAGAUAGUCAGACAGGUGACAAAGGUCCCCAUCCCAUUGACAUCAUGGACCAAGAUACCAGCUCUUUGUCAUCUACAGAGGAUAAUGUUAAUGUUUUGAAUAAGAAUCGUGUUCAGCGCAGUGGUCCCAACAAAGACAGAAGUGCAAUGUAUGAUGAAAUUGAUGGAUUUUUUUCAUGUAAGAAUAAAGAUAAAUCUGGUUAUACAAAGCCAGCAAGACCUAAAGAAAUGAGCCAUCAAAACAAUGAAAUUAACAGGUCAAAGAAUUAUUUUACUGGCAAAUCAAUUAACACUGACAAGUCAAAUAUUGAGCCUAAAAGAUCUACAACUCAAGGAUAUAGCAACAUAGAUGUUAUGUUUAAGCCAAAUUUCAAUUAUAAAACACCAGAGGACAUGAAAACUAGUACUAUGGAGUAUCAACAAAAUGAAAGAAUUGAGAAAUGGCUGCAAGAUAUUAAUAAAGUGACGGGACAGAACCAGGUUAAAAGUGAUAUUAAUUUCACAAGGGGUCAAGGGUUUCAAAAUGCUAACCACACUUAUGUCGUCUCUGAAAACAACAAAGGAUUGUACAACUUUCAUUCAGAACAUAAUAACACUCACAAACUGAAUGUGAAUCAUAAAACCAGCACGUAUGUGCAAGAUCAUUCUACAAACACAAUGCUGCAUAAAAAAAAUUCACAAACUAUUAAGAAUAAAUCAACUGAUCUUCAAAUGAGUUCAAGAAAUGAUAUAGGGAAAUCCAUAAAAAGAAUUGUUCCACUAACAUUGGCCUCAGAAGUAUCUAACCAAGAAAAAGUAUCGAGAAAAAAAGAAAAUAUGAAAAUGAUGAAUAAACAAAGGUUUUCUUCAAACAAUACUUCAACAGAAGACCGAGACAGUUUAUUAGAGCUUAACAAAUUACAACCUACUAAUUCACAAGUAAGUGGACAUGAAAUGAUAUUUUCAAGGGUACCUGUUAUUACACGAUUUGCUUCUCCAGAUAGAUUAUAUAAAAAGAUGAAAGAAAACAAAGUAGGUAUCGCAGCAAAGAUAAUCAUGACUGAGAGUACCAUACAAACUGAAGACAAAACUAAGAAAAAUCUCCAACCAGUGAAAAGAUUUACUCAUCAAACAAAGAAACCAACAACAGUUUUGUCUCCUACACAAAGGAAAAUGAAAGAUUGGGAGAAUGUAGACUUUUUUCUUGAAAAUGAUGAUAUUAACACAAAAAAAUCUACAAUAGCUGAACCCCGUAGAUUUUCUAAGGAAAGAAGUAACGUUGCAUUUAGUACUCCGGCUAUUAAGUUUAAUGAAGAGAAAGUUCAUAAGAGGUCUACAAAUGGUGAGGUGUUUGAACUCAAACCCACUUCUUAUGUUGUAUCACAUUGCAUCAAGGAGUCUGGUAUGAAACCUUCAAUAACAAAUGGGAAUUUUAACCAAAACAAUUCUUUAGAUAUGCCAUCUAAAUUUUCAUCAAAACUCCACAAAUACAACAUUGUUCAAGAAAGUAUGUUAAAGGAAGGUGUAAAUGGGAAGGGCAUUCAGGAUGUUAAUGCUAUCAGACAAGGAGAAAGGUGUUAUCAUGACCAAAAGAAUCCAGCAAACUUCCAGAUACCUGCUGGCUUCCAAAUGGCUGCUACUGAAAAAUGUGUUUCUCCUGUAAAGAUUAAAAACUUGAACAAGAGAGCAAGAAGGAAGUUUGUUCCUAAAGAAGAUACUACCAAACUUAUAGAACUACUUUUUCAUCCUGAAAAAGAUGUUGCAACAUUUUUAUCUCCAAAAUCAUUUCAUAGAAAGUUUGAUAAACCAGUUGAACCUAAAGUAAAACCAGUCCAGGAAACCCUUACAUAUCUGUCUACGUGUAGUAAGAACCCGUCAAAAGAAACAAGUCACAAACAUCUACCUCAGUCUGGAUUGAGACAUUGGAAUUGGUCAAAGACCAUUGAUCAAAGCAUUGUAUCAUAUCAGACUGAGACAGUAAUAAGAAACAAAAAUGAAAAUUCACAGCUAAAUAGAAAUGCAUCUCCAUACAGAAGUGCAAAAGAUUUAUCAAGCAUAGAAUCAUAUGUUAACAAAUCUUUCUACUCUCCAGACUUGCAUAAGCAUCAACAGUUUCAAGACGCAAGUAAAUCAGUUCCAGCUAAGUUACUGCAAAAUUCUAGAACUUCAGAGCAGUCUGGUUUGUUAAUGUCACCUCUGGAGCAAAGGUUACAGGCCACCAGCAGAACAAAGAUGAAAGCAAAACGAAGUCUGCAUAUGAUUGAGAAUGGUGAACAACAAGUCUCUAGGGAAACAAAUGAACAGCAGAUAAUGAGAUAUCAAAACAAUGAAAUUAGGUUGCCUUUCUCUGAAGAUCAACAUACUCCAAGUAAAAAACAUCCAUACUCCUUCAAUUCAAAUGAACAAUCUCCAUCUACAAUUUUCUCUCGUAUGCUACUUAGUACCCCAUCACCAGGUGAUCGUAUGCUACUUAGUACCCCAUCACCAGGUAAUCGUAUGCUACUUAGUACCCCAUCACCAGGUAAUCGUAAACAUUUUUCUAAAUUUAAAACUUCAGGUGAACAAUCAACACAGAUGGAUGACUUAUUUAAUGUUACAACAACAAAAAAUGAAACUUUCAAAAAGCCAUCUUCAGAUUUAAGACGAACAAAAACUUUCCCAGAAGUUAAAAGCAUGUUAAAUAGACAGCCAAAAACAAAUAUGACAAGCAGAUAUGUUUCUGAUGAGAAUAGUAAGAAACCUUUUGUGCCAACAUCAAAUGUCAUUCAAAAUGAAGUGUUCAAAUCAACUCAGCAGACCAAACAAUCAAUAAAUACACUCUUUAGAAAACCAACAAGAACAGAUUUAACUAAAGACCACAGGAGAAAUGACCAAGAAAGAUAUGUAAUGCAUGAUUUGUCCAGAGAUUCAAAUGGAAAUAGAAGAAGAGAGUUGUUUCAAAGUACACCCAUGAAAUCAAGGAAUAGUAAUGUUUUUCAUCUGGACAAUACAAUGUCGACUAUCCAUGAUACCAUAUCAGAUGAUGAUUCAGAAUGUGAAGUUAUGACAAUAUCCACCUCACCUUGAACUUUAUUAACACUUACAAUUUGAAAGUAUUUGGUGAGAUUAUAAACAUAUAAUGUAACACAAUUAUAUAAGUAUAAAGUUGGUUAUAAAAACUAAUUUUCUAUUUUAUUUAAUUAUCUAGCUAAAACGUAAUAGUACAUAUGGUAAACUGUUUUAACCAUCAAUAUGGCUCUGUGAAUUGUCUUCUUUUUUUUCCUUUUCUUUUUUUUUUGUUGUGUAAUGGAGUCUUAUACUUUUUUGUAUGUCCUGCCAUAAAAAGCAUGUUGCAUAUAGUUUUCAUGUUAAUAUUGUCUGCACAUCUUUGAUUAUAUCAGUCUGUCAACUAUAUAAAUUCUAGAUUAAAAUAAAGUUUCAAAGGAUUAUUUAUUAAGUUCAGUUUCAUGGUUGAAAAUCAAAACAAUUGUGGUUCCUCAUUAUUAUGAUUGAAUGAUCCAAGAUUUACAUGAUAAAGGUGUAAGUAGGGAUUAAGGUUAACAUUAAAGUUAUUUUAUGUGUAGAUGUGAACUGAUUUGAAGUAGGUAAAAUCAUUCAAAGGAAUGAAACUUGAAAAGUUCAAUAGUGAUUACAUCAAGCUGUACACUAUUUGAGAUUUAUGUAAAACUUUUCAUUGUUUACAGGAUAAAAUUUGGAUGCUAGUGAACAUUUCAUAAAAUGGAUUUUUGUUUGAUGUGAGAAUUUUUUUUUUAUAUCAAAAUAAUACUAGUUAUGGGGUAGACUAAGAUGUAAAGUAUUCAUUUUUUUUUUCAAAGAUGGUAUGACCUUAUUAUGAUUGAAUGAUUUUGUUUACAAUGGGAUAAACAUACAGUUAUGAACAAGAUUGUUAUACAGUACAAUGUAAAUUUGAUAUAAUGAAAUGUUAUGAAACUUGAUGAUACAGAAUUGAUUGUGUGAACAAUACAAAAUUUAUCCAAAUGAUUGUAUGAAAUGUGUUGGUAAAUGUUAAAGGUGAUUUUAAUGUUAAGUAAAUGUAAUGGUGGUUUGAAACUUUGUAAGAAAGACAUCUAGAUGUGAAGAACAAUAACCGAUGGCAAAUAAUGAUUAAAUAGUCACAGUUUAUCAUUAAA